GGUUUUUAGCCGUUGCAGGCAGUGACCGUCUUCUCGAUAUUUGUAGGGGAAAGUGCAUUUGUCUUCCUUUUACCAUCGGGAGGAGGAGGUUUAUCUUGUUGCGACAGAACAGUGUGGCUAUCAAAACUGGGGAGUAAAAGACGAACCUAGGGAAGGCUCUGUCAGUAUGGAGGAGGAUUCACUAUUUGAUAAAGUUGAAAAAGUAAUUGGCUGCCAUGUGGAAGAUGCAGUAACAUUUUGGGCACAGAACAUUAAUAGACAUCAUGACAUCUUGAAGACUAGCUGUGCUCUAGCUGAAAUUUGUCCUCAAGCCAGAUCAGUUUUUGGUAAUCCUGAUCUUGCUAAGGUUUAUGGUGGGUGCUUUUCUGAAGAUAAAUGCUGGUAUAGGUGUAAAGUACAAAGGGUUAUCAGUGAUGAAAAGUGUCAGGUAUUAUAUAUUGAUUAUGGAAACUCUGAGAUUCUUAACCGGUCAGAAAUAGUUGAAAUUCCUUCAGACUUGCAGUUUCCUAGUGUGGCCGAAAAAUAUAGACUGUGGGGAUUUCAGAUUGCAGUUAAUCAAGAUUUGAAUCGGUUUGACCAGGGAAGGAAGUUCCUGAAUAGCUUGAUUUUUGAAAAAGAAGUGAAAAUAACAUGCAAGGGCACAUGUCUUGAUGGAACCAUUCUUGCCCUUGCAGAGUGUGGUGUGCUGAGUAUUGGGGAAGAAAUGGUAAAGAAAGGAUUUGCUGAAAGGUCCAAGUGUCCUGUAAGCAAUAAUAACUGUGAUACCCAGACAGAUUCUUCUAAAUCCCAAUCAAGGAAUGCAAAACCAACAACUUCAGUGUGGUCAAACAGAGCUAACUCUGCAGCGAGCAACAGAGUUAGAGGCUUUGGGGAUCAUAUGCCUCAGAAUGGUUGGAAUGAGAACAAUACUGCAAAUCAUGUGCCGUUUAUCAAGGAAAAAAUGAUAGCUUGUGAUUUGAGCAGGGCAUCAAAUAUUAGCCUGGCAAAAAUCAAACAAGAGCAAAAACUUAUAGAGGAGAAUUUAAAGCUAAAAGAAGAGAAAAUGGCUUUCAAGGAAGAGAACCAGAAUCUUCUCCAUCUGUGUGAAGAACUUAAAUCAAAGGUUGAGAAGCUUGAUUGUGAACUGGAGGCAAAAGAGAAAGCUCAUAAGGAGACUCUGUCUACAUAUGUUGGAACUACUGUGAGAAAUUUGGCUGUGAAGUUUGAGAAGCUGAAAGACAUUAGGCAUACCUCUUUGAAUGAUUGCUUUGGGGAAGACCUUUCAGAAGCUGUAAAAGCAGUAACAGAAGAAUGUCUUGCUGCUCCUCCCUCUUUGGAAAAGCUGGAGAAGAUUUGGGCUGAAUAUAACAUUGCUCAAGAGGAAAUAAGCUCAUGCAAAUACAUGGAUGAAGUUCAAAACUUGAUUCCUACAAGGAAUGAAAUGCAGCAGAAAUUAUACUGUGCGGUAGAUGAAUUCAUUAUGGAAGUGGAUAAGUUGCCCAUUUCUGAGCGUCUAGCAACUUUGCAGAGAUUGCAGGAAUAUUUGGAGGCCGCAUACGGUGAAGCUCAUGAAGCGCAGGGUUCUGAGGGAAUAUUUGAGGAGUUCUUUGAAUGGAAGCAUGUUAAGAUGGAGGGAUUAAACCAUGUCAGAAGUACCACAGAUGCUUCUCUGCAAGAUUUUGUAACUUGCUUCAAUGGGAUAAUUAAGUGCUUUGACAUAACAUCAGAAACAUUUUUGAAAUCUGAAGAUGCAAUUGGCAACAUUGAUGAUGUUCUCAAGAAGGCUGAGUUGGAUAUUUCCCAAGAACUGAAUAUCUCCUUGGUUGAACUAGAUGAAGCAGAUAAAAAUAUAAUCUUGACUGUGUACAAUGAGGUAAUGUGGAAGAUCCACCAAGAGCAAUGUCUCCUGACUGCUGUGUAUCACAAAUAUCUGGACAGUGUUGAGUUCAAAAAGCAGAUUGUGGAGUGGCUGGAUAGAAGUCCCAACAUUGAUGAUUUGUUACUGGUUAAGAAGAGACUGAAAAACCUGAAGGCCCAGCUGAGGUGGAAGCUGGUUGAGAAGAGCAACUUGGAAGAAUGUGAUGAUUACAAUGAGUCUGAGAUGGCCAAAAUAAAAGAAGAAAUUGCUGUGCUACGUAAUAGUGUCUUUCAGAAUGUAUCUCAAGAACAAGAAGAAUAUGAGAAGCUUAAUCACCUGGUACAGAAAUGGUUCCCUGAACUGCCACUCCUUCAUCCAGAAGCAGGAAUUUUGGAGUAUAUGAACUCAGGAGGUCUUCUCACAGUCAAUUUGGAGCGUGAUCUUUUAGAUGCUGAACCAAUGAAGGAACUGAGCACAAAGCACUCUGUAGUUCGUUCAGAGUUUCAAGGGCAGAAAGUCCUUCUAAAGGGAUAUGUUGUGGAUAUGAAUACAGAAACAGGAGUGAUAAAAAGAGCAGCGGAAUAUCACAAAGCCUGGAGAGAAUUAAAGGAGGAAUCUGGUUUAAUGCAGCUGGUGUUCCUGUUUUUAUGCAGGUGUGAUCCAUUGGCAUAUGUGAUGGUACCGUAUUAUGCUGGAGCAAGUCUGGGUGCAUUGCAGGCUAGCGUUCCUUUAACUCCAGGUGAGAUAUUGAAAAUAAUGAAAGGAGUAGCCAGAGGUCUGCAGACGUUACAUACAGCAAACGUGGUGCAUGGCUCGCUGCAUGAAAAGAAUGUAUUUGCUGUAAACCGGGAACAAGGAAUUGUUGGAGACUUUGACUUCACCAAAUCAGUGGAUCAGCGUGUUGCAGUGGAUUAUAUACUAGCAAAUGGUUUGAGUUUAACUUCUCCUGAAGUAAAAAAUGGACAGCCACCAUCUCCAGCUUCAGAUAUGUAUGCUUAUGGCUGCCUACUUUACUGGUUGUUUGUUGGAAAUGUGGAAAUAAAAAGAAAUCAUGAUGGAACGCCCCAAAUUGAUGGGAUUAAUAUGGAUGAUAAAGUUAGAUCUCUCCUUUUGAAUCUCCUCUGCUGUGGCAAUCGAAUGAUCUCUGAGCAGGUGCUGAAUGAUGACUGUUUUCUACUGCCUGACCUAAACCCAGUUCCACCAGAAGAUGAACCAGCUGAAUGUGGAAAUGAAGGAGAAAAAACAAAAAGUGAAAUAGGAUCUGAUGACUUGCAGGGUAGUGAGUCAGAACACUCUUCAGAGACUGUAAUACUAGAUACUGACUAGUGUUAGAUUGCCAAGUCAAAUGAGGCUACCUUAAAUUUCAAAUUUUAGAAAAGAAAUUAUUCUCUAAUUUUGGAACUUUGAAACAAGAAGCAGUAGAACCACUGCUGGCUCAGUUACACAGUGCAGUUGAAUUGUAAUUAUUGUAAGAGUUUGUAUACAUGCAUUUGUUUCAUGCUUUGGGCUUGGCACUUAUAUUUUAAAACAGAUUUAGAAUGUGUUUGGUUUAAGUACAAGCCUGAGUUAUGGCUCUAAUUCUGUUCUUCUUGCUGACAGCUAUUCCUUUCACUUAUUUCCCAGUUUCUAUGCUUGCUUCAGAGCAAGUAGUUUCUUAGACUAUUUUACAGAGCUGUUUGAGUCUCUGAGCAGAAAGUGCCUUUGGAUUUGGUUUGCACAGAACAACAAUCUAGUUGAUAAUCCUUUUAAAGGACUUCCUCACAUUGUAUUUUUGCAGGAUUGCCAGUGUGUUACCUGGUUGACCAAAUCUAAAAUACUAUUCUUGAAUAUAAACACAAAAUACCGGCAAAAGAAAACAUCAAAACCUAGAAGAAUGUUUUGUGAUGUGUUACAUAAUAAGCAAUGAUAAUUGGGCUUAUAUUUUGACCUAAAUGUGCCUGACAUGAUUCUGGAUAGAACUGCUUGGUUUAAAACUUUAAAAUCACAGGCAAGUUUUUCAGUCCUUUUAUAAGUCUGAAGGAUGUUCACAGUAAUUAGAGAGUGGUUUGAAUAAAACAUAGAAGCAAGUCUGUGGUUUACUCCAUCUAGCCAGUAGGUGGUGCACUUGGUUUUAUGCUAUUGAGCACUGUAAGCGCUGGCAUCAGAAUUUAUGGUAGGGAAGGAAUUGUAUGGUACAGCUUGUGAGGCUGAUUCAAGUAGGUCAUUGCCAUGUAAAGCAUGUAUGAUAUGUGACUUUUAUAUUGGAAAGGAACUGUUUCUAAGUUGAUAAAACUAAUUCCGUUGUUCCAGUUGCAGACUAGAACUCUGUCACACUUCAUUAAUAUGUUUAUAUUUCUUUUAACUGUUCUUGGUUGUCUGUUCAUUUUCUUUUACUGUAAGAGGACUGCAGAAUUUAAUUUUAGAUUUUUGUAUAUAUAAUAAAGGCAAUGCAAAACAUA
Molecule: messenger RNA, 4275 nt
Organism: Heteronotia binoei (common prickly gecko)
Lineage: Eukaryota; Metazoa; Chordata; Lepidosauria; Squamata; Gekkonidae
Gene: STK31
Product: serine/threonine kinase 31
Exons: 24
Coding region: 167-3163 (998 amino acids)
Biological process (GO): protein phosphorylation
Molecular function (GO): protein kinase activity; ATP binding
Source: RefSeq, a predicted model, not a curated record